Messenger RNA from Acanthocheilonema viteae, 966 nucleotides. NCBI's taxonomy places the organism in Eukaryota, Metazoa, Nematoda, Chromadorea, Rhabditida, Onchocercidae. The record is from the annotation of a GenBank genome assembly.
AUGCUAAUAUUGAAUGUGAAUGAAUUGGACGAAUUAUUUGAAAAAGGUGAUGAUAAUCCUGAGAUAGUUAAUCGAUGGUAUGAGGAACUAUUAAAGUAUGAUCCGGAAGAUAUCGAAGUGUCGGAAUCGAUUAAGCAAAUUAUGAAAGCGAUGAAAUGGAUUAUGCAUUAUGAACAUGAAAAUGCGGAAGAGUUAAAAGAGUUAGCGGUAAAGGAAGCUGCGGAAAUGGUGGAGAAACAAGAAAACUGGGAAGAAGAGAAGGAAAACAUGAAUCUUGAACUUAAAAUUUUGCGUGAACGUAUAGCUGUUACAACAAACGCCACCGAUCUCAAUGAAACAUUUCGAACGCAAAUUGCUAGCUUAACAGAUGAAAAUAUUUAUUUGAAAGAACGAAAUAAAGAGCGUGAUCGUGAAUUAGCGGAGAAAAAUGAUGAGACUGAAAAAUUAAGCUAUCGCGUGGAACAACUCGAGAAUGAACGUGCGAAAUUUGUUCAACAGAAAAUAUUUUUGGAUGAAUCCAUUCGUGAGUUAAGCAGACGGCUUGAAAAUAAAAUGGAAGGAUCUAUGAUAAAUGAAGCUGAAGCAUUGAAAUUACGACAACGAAGUCAACAAGCUGCAUUACUUUCCAAACAACUUCAGGAAGUUGCGCAACAGAAUGAUGAACUUCGAGCGGAAAUUGAGCAACUGUCAACAGCGCUUGCUUCAGCGACAACAUUUAUUGAGGAUACUGCUAAUAAUUAUCAAACAUUACAUCAGCAACUGUUAGAAAGUGAUAAAAUCAUUGAACGCUUAACGAAUGAUAAUGAAUUACUUGGUAAAAAGCUUGAAGACAACAAAAUGAUAGCUGGAAAAUUGGAAGAUGUUAGUGAAAACUCAAUUCAACAUUAUAAGGAAUUGUUAAAAAAUAAAGAUGAGCAAAUUGAAACAUUACAGCUGAAGUUUGAAACAUUACAAGUUUGUUUUUAA